Stegodyphus dumicola is the source of this 2351-nucleotide messenger RNA. Its product is annotated as BLOC-2 complex member HPS3. The record is from RefSeq and is a predicted model, not a curated record. Gene Ontology annotation, cellular component: cytoplasm. NCBI's taxonomy places the organism in Eukaryota, Metazoa, Arthropoda, Arachnida, Araneae, Eresidae. Gene Ontology annotation, biological process: organelle organization.
AGCAGAAGGUUUUCGGUUUGUAACCGAACACCCGUAAUUUAUGACCUAGGUUAAGUUAUAUAAUGUGAUUAUUUAUAUUUUAAAUAUAAAACAUGGUUCGUGUGGUUUCGUGCCACCAUUUUCUUUCUCAAGAUGUAUUUCUGUCUGAAAAUGAACCAGUUGCCUUUUGUGGAGCACAAGGGAAACUACUUGUAGCCACAACUCAGCAUGCAGUCAAUGUUCAUGAUUUAGAUUCUAGGGGAAAUGUUCUGCACACUUUUCCCACCGUAGAUAUUGUAAAACAAAUAAUAUUUUGCGAAUCUGGUAAUUAUGUUGCAACUAUUGAAAACAAAGCAUCCUGGCAUAGAAGCAUUGUUACAUAUGUACGGAUUUAUUUCAAAUGGUGGAUUGAUGUAAAUGGACAGCCAUUAAAGGUCCGCAUUGCUGGUUCUGCUCCUGUUAGCUGUGAUUCUCAGUCACGGAAUAAGUUAUUUGAAAUGGUUGAGUUACCUUUGGAAAAAACUGCUUUAUGUAUUGCCUGUUGUAAUCAAACAUCAGCUUUAGCUGUUAGUUUGGGAGCUAUCAUAUCUGUUUUCUGUCACAGCUCAAAAAUUCAUGAAGAAUCCAAGCAGACAUUUCAUGAUUUUGAUCAUUUUGUAGAUAUCAGUGUACCAAUAAUAGUUCAAGAAUUAAGUAUAUGUGAGAACUAUUUUUCAUGUAUGUCUGGUAAAGCAGUCCAUGUUUUUAAAAUAGGGUGUGAGAAGGAAGACACUUCUGAAAAUCAGAAUUUUGAAGUAGCCUCAAAUAUAGAAGGAAAUGAUCCAGAUUUAUAUGAUGAAAAUUUUAUUGAAUGGCGAUUUGAAUCAUGUACCCUUAUGAGCUCAAGAGAUAAAAAUUGGGAUGAUCACAUCAGAUCUAAGCUUCAUCCCAAAUCUUUUCCCAUUAAUAUACAUUUUCAUGCCAUUGACAAAGAAAAUGAAAAAUUUAGCAGUACUGAAGAAUGUGAACUCUAUGGACCUCUUUUGACUGUUAGAGGUUGUCCAGUUGAAGUAAGAAUUGAUUCUAAAGUGUUUGAAAUGUUCCCAAAUGCAUCGUCUUAUAUUAGUGCUGUUACUUUACUGUUUAGACAAUUCGUUUCCAAUGAAAAUAAAUGUUUAACUGGACUACAAUUGAUUCCAUUCUAUGAAUCAGAGGAAUUAAAAGGUGAAUUUGCUGAUCCCUUAAAUGCUGCAGCCUUUUCAUCUGAAAAAUGCUUCUAUUCCUUGCCUUGGCCAAAUCUUUCUGCAUCAGUUUCUAAACUUAGAGCUAUCGGCUGCUUUUUUUCAACUUUUCAGGAAGGCUUUUUAUAUGACAUUACAAAUGAAAUUCAUCUAGUCGGUUCUUAUGCUUAUACUUCUUCUCUGAAGGGUGUUGUUCUAGAAACGUCUUUAUUACAUGCACUAACUGAGACAGGUCUGGAAACAUAUACUAUGCAUCUGCCUCAUUCAGCACUGCAUCAUAUUGAAACUGUAGAUGGAAUAAAAAAUGUACUACCAAAUUAUGAAGAUUCUGUCUGCCUUAUGGGAUUACGUCCUUUUCUAGGAGUAGAUCAUUUAGUGAUGUCUGAGAAUUAUUUAAUACUUGUUUCAUCUCUAGAAGACUCAGUUUCGAAUUCAGAAGUGGAUGGUGGAAACAAAUCUACUCUGUAUUCCCUUAAGAAACCAGUUGCUGUUCAAGUUUUUUCUGAUUUGUUGGAAGUUGCAGAGAGCCAUAAAACUUCAAGCCCAGGUACAUAUUAUAACCUUCUAAGCGAAGCUCAUAUGAUUUUAAGAGCAGAGCUUUUUCUAAAAAAAUUCAGAGACAAAGAAAUUGAAACAUUAUUCAGGAAAUCAUGUUUAUUAUUGGCCGAUUAUUUUCUGUUCUCAGAUUCUGCACACAAACUGAAUGCUAUACCUUAUUACCAUUUAUCAAACCUGACACCUGAAAGUGUAGUUCAACGAAUUUUAGAUUAUCGUCAUCAGGCAAAACAUGCUGAUAUAUUGCUGCCUUUUAUUCAUUACCUAAAUUCUGUUCUCUUUGAAGAGCGCAUUUUUGAGUUUUCUCAGGCACAAGCAGAUGCCAUUAUAUCUACAUAUUCAGAAGAAGCCCCAGACAGCUUGUGGAAAGUAAUUUUAUGUUCCAGUUUAACUGGAUAUAAAAUUGACAAAGUCAUUUUGAUGUUGAAACGAAGACUGACAAGUAAACGACAUCCACUGAGUCCUGUUAGUAGUGCUGCUGAUACAACAGCAUUAGUUCGACUUCUGAUACAAAAAGGAAAUUUUGAUGCUGCGCAAAGUAUGUUUUUAUCACUUGCGAAGGUAAGACAUUUAGAUCUGUAGUUAACUGUCCAUUUA